AUGCAGGGGCCCAGGAAAUGGGAGAUCGAGCGCUUGCCCUCGCACUCAGACAAAAGUGCAGGGUGCUUGGACAGUCUCGCCUCAGCCACAGCCGGUAGUGCCAGAGUGGACUUGGCAACAGCAGUAGAUAUCACGUUGCUUGAUACACAGGUGCAGCUGGUUGACUCCGCACUGUGGGGCCCGUUGGGUCGUGGGGUAAGCGCGCUGUUAAUAGGUCACUCCUCUGUCUCACGCCGAGGGAUUUUUGUUGUACCAGGUCUAAUCGAUGCAGAUUUCCGUGGGAAUAUCAAAAUUAUGGUGUAUACCCUAUGCCCUCCAGUAACAAUUCCGAAGGGAGAAAAAAUUGCGCAACUAAUACCAUUUGAGGCAAAAGUAUCAUGUCAGGGAGAACAAAAGCAGGGCUCAGGUGGUUUCAGUUCCACAGGUCAGCCAGAAGUUCUGUUAGCCAAGGAAAUUUCAAAAAGGAAACCUACGGAAAUUAUUUGA
Messenger RNA from Melopsittacus undulatus (budgerigar), 486 nucleotides. Its product is annotated as deoxyuridine 5'-triphosphate nucleotidohydrolase-like. Lineage: Eukaryota; Metazoa; Chordata; Aves; Psittaciformes; Psittaculidae. The transcript has a single exon. The record is from RefSeq and is a predicted model, not a curated record. The coding region runs from base 1 to 486 and encodes 161 amino acids.